AUGCCCCAGCGCACCCGUCGUUUCGCGGAUAUCUUCGUAACUGGUCGGCCGGAACGACUCGACCACCAGGUCCUCACACCAAGGACCCCGCACUCACGUUCAGGUCGUGCUGAAGAAGGACACACGGGAGUUGAGCUAGAGCGUCUUCGUCGCGGUAGUAGCACUGACGAUGAGGACGAAGACGACAAUGAUUCAUUUGGAUCUUCCACCAGUGCGCUGCGCACUGGUUUUACUGUUUCUUCUUCAACGUCCAGCUUUCCGAUGGGUUACAGAAGCAGAGGGGAUGACCACGAAAUUCUCAUCGGACCAUCCGGAUUUCCGACAGUGCAGACACUCGUCCAACGAUUCGUGAUGCUUUCCGGAGUGAUCAUGUCUUGUGGCAUCUUCGUGAUGUUCGUGAAGGCAUUCGAUCAGAUUAGCUUGCAGGCCGCAAUCAACAUGAAACAGAGAAUCUGGCAUGGCUUCGCAGGAACGGGGUUGCCGCCGUCUGGCCGCCUUCUAUCAUAUGCAUCGUACUCUCAUUUUCCUCUUACUGGUGCAGAAUACCGAGCAGAAUGCAACAAGAUCGCGAAUUUCAUGUCAACAGCUAGCUACUGGGACACGCCUUUGGCCGGGCCAUUAGACGUGCUUCAUGUACCUACUGCGCGCAAAGGCGAGCAAAAUGUUUGCUCAAGCACAAUCACGUAUAUGUUGGAUGGGAGCGUAGGGUUAGCUACGGAUUUGGCCCUGAUGGCACAAGUCGCUGGACUGGCACGAGAGCGCAAUAGCACUUUUUUUAUUGAUGAUACAUAUUGGAAUCGCGGAAAAUGGACAGACUACUUCGAAAAUAUACAUAGCUUGUAUAGAGGGCCUCAGCCGGGAUGUCGUGCACCUCCGCCCCAGGAGCUCGUUGCAUGCCCCCGAGUUGCCAGGCACUUGAUCGUGAGUGGCCAGACUGCUUCUUUCCAUCUGAGUCGAAGGUAUAUGGAAGAAUUUGAAGACCAAUCCGCUCACGGAGUCAAUCGCCAGAAGCCCAUUUUCGAUCGUGCUAGACGAUCCGUUGCAGAGGUCAUUCGUCCCAAUGCCCAUAUAUCCACCUUGAUCCAAGCGGCGCGUGCAGAGGUCGCUUCAGUGCUAUCCCUUCAAACCGAGCACGCUUCGCCUUAUGGUUCAGAACCCUACAUCGGCGUCCAUAUACAGGGACGGAACCACUCCACUAUAACGACGCCUGUUUCGAGCAGUUUACCCAUGGCAAAAUUCAUACAAGUAGCUCGUCAUACUUGGUCUCGGUUAUACCCCGCCGUGCCAUUAUCUCUAGUAUCCUCCAGCUCUGCUACAGCAGCUUCACCUGCCCAUUUUCCUAUGCCACCCAUAGCUUAUGUUGCGUCCGACUCACCAGAAGUGAUACGUGAUUAUGUAGCGGCGCUGCCCCCUUCCACGGCAACGUUCUCGCUAGGUUUGAGCACAAAUGCGGAACUGCGCGGGCUCGCACCCCAGCACGGCUAUAUGCCGGAAGACUUCGAUAAGCAAGAUCAAACAGAACGAGUGAGACUCACGCGGGGGGCGAUCGUGGAUCUGGCAUUGCUCAGUGGGCUCUGGGCGGAGACUGGCCAGGUCAUACCUAGUGCGACAAUUUGUGCAGGAAGCUCUAACCUGUGCAAACUUUCCGUACUUGGUCUGGGUUGGAGCAGGAGUUUUGGCCUUCGAAACGACGAACAUUUUUCAGAUGUCAUUAGCGCAGAAAAUCGACGAUGGGUGGAUAUAGAAGAAGGCAACCCGGAUGUUUGGACAGUCUUCACUCUCCCUCCUUGA
Messenger RNA from Fibroporia radiculosa, 1791 nucleotides. RefSeq lists its product as uncharacterized. Lineage: Eukaryota; Fungi; Basidiomycota; Agaricomycetes; Polyporales; Fibroporiaceae. The transcript is spliced from 8 exons. Bases 1 to 1791 code for a protein of 596 amino acids. The record is from RefSeq and is a predicted model, not a curated record.